AUGAGCGCUCAAUAUCAAUCACCGCGCAUUAUUGAACAUCCCACAGAUUUGGUAGUGAAAAAGAAUGAACCUGCGACACUUAAUUGCAAAGUUGAGGGCAAACCAGAGCCAACAAUUGAAUGGUUUAAGGAUGGCGAACCCGUCAACACCAACGAUAAGAAAUCACAUCGUGUCCUCUUCAAAGAUGGAGCUCUCUUCUUCUAUCGUACUGUGCAAGGCAAAAAGGAGCAGGAUAGUGGCGUGUAUUGGUGUGUGGCCAAGAAUCAUGUUGGCAAAGCAACGAGUCGUCAUGCCACUCUGCAAAUAGCGGUUUUGCGUGAUGACUUUCGCGCACAACCCAGAGAUACACGUGUGGCCAAAGGAGAGACGGCUUUGUUGGAAUGUGGGCCACCAAAAGGUAUACCCGAGCCCACAUUAAUAUGGAUGAAGGAUGGUGUUCCUUUGGAUGAUUUAAAGACGAAAUCUUAUGGAACCACAUCACGUAUACGCAUUGUUGAUGGUGGUAAUUUAAUGAUAAGCAACGUCGAGGCAAUUGAUGAGGGCAACUAUAAGUGUAUCGCCCAAAAUCUUGUUGGCACCCGAGAGUCCAGUUAUGCUAAACUAAUUGUACAAGUCAAACCCUACUUCAUGAAAGAACCACAGGACUUAACAAUGUUGGCUGGUGAAACGGCCACAUUUCAUUGCUCUGUGGGUGGUGAUCCACCACCAAAGAUUCUAUGGAAAAAGGAAGAGGGCAAUAUUCCAGUGUCUCGGGCUCGCAUUCAACAUGAUGACAAAAGUUUAGAAAUUUCCAAUAUCAUACCUGAGGAUGAGGGCACGUACGUGUGUGAGGCCCACAACAAUGUGGGACAGAUUAGUGCCCGGGCCUCAUUGACGGUGCAUGCUCCGCCCACGUUCAUUGUCAAGCCACAGGAUAAAAAAGUCGGCUUGAAUGGUGUGGCCUUGUUCCCUUGUGUGGCCGAUGGCAAUCCACCACCCUCGGUCUUUUGGACAAAGGAAGGUUCCAGCACUCUGAUGUUCCCCAACAACUCAUAUGGACACUUGCAUGUUUCUCUCGAGGGUACUUUGCAAAUCAAUGGCGUGCAAAAGGACGAUGCUGGCUAUUAUGUGUGCUCGGCUUUUAGUGUGGUGGACUCCACAACAAUAAGGGCAUUUUUACAGGUUACCUCUGUAGAUGAUACCCCGCCACCCAUCAUACAAAUUGGUCCUUCAAAUCAGACCCUACCCAAAGGAAGUGUUGCCAUGUUACCCUGUCGUGCUUCGGGCCAUCCAACACCCCGUGUCAAGUGGUAUCGUGAUGGCACCACCUUGCAAAGCGGCAAUCGUUAUACCAUUGCUCAGGGUGGAUCUCUGCGUAUCGAAGAUCUACAACUGAGUGAUUCUGGUCUCUAUACCUGCACGGCAUCGUCAGAAAGUGGUGAAACCUCAUGGUCGGCAACAUUAACGGUGGAAAAGAGCAGUUCAUCAAUAUUGCAUCGUUCGGCAGAUCCCAGCACCUAUCCAGCACCUCCUGGCACCCCUAGAGCGGUGAAUGUUACACAGAAUUCCAUAUCAUUAAAAUGGUCCAAAAGUCAAGAGAAGCCACAGGCAACCAGUCAAAUUAUUGGCUACACUGUGGAGUAUUUUAGCUCGGAUUUACAAACAGGUUGGGUUGUAGCAGCCCAUCGAGUUCCCGAUCAACAAAUAACGAUUUCGGGCUUAAAACCAGCAACGGCUUAUGUGUUUUUGGUACGUGCGGAAAAUUCCCAUGGAUUAUCAGUGCCAUCGGGUUUAUCGAAUGUGAUAAAAACUCUGGGCACCGAAUCAGGCACUGUGCCGCCAAGUGAGAUAUCUGAAGCUCGUGUGGUAUUAAGUGGCAAGGUUGUUGAAUUAAUUGAUGCUGCGGCCAUUAACUCUACCGCCGUAAGGUUGGAUUGGGUUAUGCAUGUGAGCGUAACCGAGAAAUAUGUUGAGGGUCUAUAUAUACGUUAUCGUGAUGUUAGCGCCAAUUCACAGCAAUACAAUAUCAUGACUGUAUUAAAUCCAUCGAUUGAAUCUCAUGUGGUGGGUAAUUUAAAGGAGUACACCAAGUAUGAAUUCUUUCUGGCGCCAUUCUUUCAGACACUAGAAGGCCAGCCGAGUAAUUCGAAGAAUGUUCAAACCUAUGAAGAUGUACCCUCGGCACCACCUGACAACAUACAAAUUGGCAUGUACAAUCUAACAGCAGGCUGGGUAAGAUGGUCAUCCCCACCGCCCCAGCAUCACAAUGGCAACUUGUUGGGCUACAAAAUUGAGGUGACUGCUGGCAAUACCAUGAAAGUUUUGGCCAAUAUGACUCUAAAUGCAACAACCACCUCGGUGUUGCUGAACAACUUGACAACGGGUGCCACAUACAAUGUACGCUUGAAUUCGUUUACAAAAGCAGGCGAAGGACCCUAUUCUCAACCGGUCUCGUUGUUCAUGGAUCCUGCACACUUGGUGCAUCCACCACGUGCUCAUCCAAGCGGAUCGCACAGCAGCAUCACUGGUCACACUGGCAGCAAUGGCGAGGGUGGCCACUUUGCCUAUCAUCCCAAUGGGGUGCCCGGCAUGCCCGAUGAUGCAGCCACGACAACCACUCAACGUAAAUCAACAACCGUGGUGCAUGAAACAUGGUUUAUGGCUCUUGUGAUAACAAUGCUAUUGGCCAUAUUGGUAUCCGCAGCAGCUGCAAUGUUGUUCUUCAAACGAAGGCAUCAGUUAACAAAAGAACUGGGACAUUUGAGUGUAGUCAGUGCCAAUGAGAUAACCGCCUUGAAUAUUAAUGGCAAGGAUAGUCUAUGGAUUGACCGUGGCUGGCGCACCACCGAUACCGACAAAGAUUCUGGAUUGAGUGAAACCAAACUGCUUUCGAAUACCAAUAGCCAAUCGAAUUACAAUACAUCAGAUGGUGGCACAGAUUAUGCUGAAGUGGAUACUCGCAAUAUGAGCACAUUCUACAAUUGUCGCAAGAGUCCCGAAAAUCCCACACCCUAUGCCACAACUAUGAUUAUUGGAGCCUCCUCAACAGAGACCACAUGCAUGAAGACCUCUGGUUCCAGCACAGAUCAAGAUUCGGGCACUCAUUCACCCAACUCCGAAGGCAUUGCUCAGCAUUGUGUAGGCCCCAAUGGACCAAGCGGAAAGCACAAUUAUCAUCAGUAUCCUCCAGAGCAAAUUAAUUGGUCAGACUUUUUGCCGCCACCACCGGAACAUCCCCCACCAGUACCAUCGUCAUGCGGUUAUGCCCCUGGAUCACCACAGUCAUCAAGGAAAAGUUCCAAAAGUGGAGGAUCGGGCAUUUCAACACAUCAGAGUGCUUUAAAUUCAUCCAUACACAGCAGCUCUUCCGGCGGAUUUUCCACCUGGGGCAUGGCACCUCAGUGCGCUGCUUCCGGGGCACGGCCACCACAGGAGAAUUACUACAAUAAUCCCUUGCCAUGUGUGGGUAGCACACAAAAUCGUUAUCAAAUAACACCAACGGGUCAGCAUCCUCCGCCAUUGCCUCCAUAUUUUCCACCUGGAGGUGGUGGGACGGCACAGCUACCACCCCGAAAUAUACAUAUCCAUUAUCCAGCACCCAGACAUGCAAUGAGUGAAUAUCAGCCAACGGGUACACAUAAUUCAAGAUGUUCCAAUGGCAGGGGCUGCAAUAGUUGUGAUGCCUUGGCCUCACCGCUACAACCCCUACCCCCGCCAGGUGAUGGCUGGUAUCAACCGUUGCAUGCGUCUCAUAUGCCACCACCACCCAAUUCAUCAUCUCAUCAAAUCUAUCAAUGUUCCUCCGAAUGUUCGGAUCAUUCAAGGACCUCCCAUACAAAUAUUCCCCAUACACAUCAUCAUUCCCACAAUGGUCAUGGUCAUGGCCACAGCAGCGGUAAUCAUGGCCAUGGUCAUGGACAAACGACGCCUGGUGGCAAUGAUACCAUGCGUUCAGAGAGUAGUACCGAAAAUGGUGGCGGCGGUGGCGGUGGCAAAUCCAACUCUCAUCGAUGUCAUACCAAACAACGAUUCCCUGAAAUUGCUGAAAAUGACCAUCAAUUGCCUGCCAGCUCAGCGGGUUCGUGUACUUAUGAGGUCCUAGGGGAGCCCAUGCGCAAUUGCAGUGAAUGUUGCAGUAGCUCGCGUGAAGGUGACACCUGUUCAUGCAGCGAAGGUUCCUGUCUAUAUGCCGAAGCCGGUGAACCAGGCAUGCCUCCGCAUAUGUCAUCGUCGGGUGGCGGAGGACCCCCAACUAUGGUUGGCAAACUUUUGACACAAAACAAUUGAUAUGCCGCCUGUAUGACGGCGGCUGCCACCUCUGUUGCAUCCGUUGAUAGCGGCGGAGGAGGUGUUGUGACAGAUGUCGUCAUUUAUUUUUAAGAAACCAGAAAUAGAAAGCAGCAAAGGAAGAACUGUAAGUGUAAAUUAUAUGAAAAACAAAAUUCGUAGCCAUCGAAAUUAUUUUAGAGAUAUAAGAAGUCUUCAAGAAAACAAAACCAAAAGAUCUGCAAGCAUUUAAGAGAAAUUUAAAUUUUAUUUAUAAACCGAACUACAAAAUGUAUUUUGACAACAUUCAACAACAUUUCCAAAGAAACUCGAGAACAUUUUUAAAGUAGGACUUAAAGAAAGGGCAAAGAGAAACUCUUUUUUUAGAAAAACGGAGAACAGCUUCAGUUUUCAUACAUUUUUGAAUGAGUUUAGAAUGUUGAAAUGAUCACUCGUUUAAAAUAACCUUCUUCUUUUAGUACUGGAAGGCUAUAAGGAAUUAUAUUUAACACAAAAGCAGCAGAAUUUCUGCAUAAACUUUUUCCAGCAAACUUUGAAUCGUAGUGUUGCCUAUUUUUAGGGGUUGAUUAUUCAUUUAAAUGACCCUUCUCUGUAGGGUUGAUAGAUGAUGGGGAAAAUAUUGUCAAUACGGCGGCUGUUGACAAUUUCCAAUACUGUUGCCUAUUUUUAGGUGUUCCAAUGUAAAUUUGCCCAUGAACUUUCGUUUAAGAAACAUCGGGAAUACUUCUCUCAUAUCAUCGAGUGAAAAAAUGAGAUGGGAAAAAAUGUUAAACCUUCAAUGCGUCAACAUUUUGAGAAAGAAUUCGCUGGACCUCAAUGUUCCAGCCUGCGUGGUGCUCACAGCUAACUGUGCCGUACAUCUCCGAUAACUUCUACACUUGUUCAAGGAAUUCUAGUGACUCGUACUGCUCAAUAUCAAAAUAUGCGUUCCAAUUUUCAAAUUGGUUUCGACGACGUGAAUUUUCACAGUAAAAGGUU
Stomoxys calcitrans (stable fly) is the source of this 5244-nucleotide messenger RNA. It is a transcript of the gene robo1, whose product is annotated as roundabout homolog 2. Gene Ontology annotation, molecular function: protein binding; axon guidance receptor activity. The record is from RefSeq and is a predicted model, not a curated record. Bases 1 to 4266 code for a protein of 1421 amino acids. Gene Ontology annotation, cellular component: plasma membrane; axon. Gene Ontology annotation, biological process: axon midline choice point recognition; Roundabout signaling pathway; cell-cell adhesion. The transcript is spliced from 22 exons. NCBI's taxonomy places the organism in Eukaryota, Metazoa, Arthropoda, Insecta, Diptera, Muscidae.